CCGCCUGCAACAUUCACUUUGUACUCGUGUCUUUCCUCUUACAACCCCGUGCAUCAACGAGACAGCGUCCAUUCCUUUGGGCCAAACAGGACUAGCCUAUAUGCCGCAUCACCGCAUCCUCUUCGUUGACGCAUACGAUUCUUUCUCCAAUUCGAUCAUAGCACUUCUACGUGCGACAUUACCAGUCACUGUCGAGUGCAUACGAAUCGAUGACUCUCGCUUCCUCCUCAACGACGAGGCAUUUUUCACAUACCUCCAUGGCUUUGACGCGGUAGUCGCAGGACCUGGACCUGGUCACCCGGCCAAUGCUCGGGAUGUCGGACUCAUAGAGAAACUCUGGUCAUUGCCUGACCGGCAUGUACUGCCUGUACUUGGAAUAUGUCUCGGCUUCCAGAGUCUCUGCCUGGCAUUUGGUGCCAAGGUGGACCGCUUGAAGGAACCUAGACAUGGAAUUAUGGCCAUUAUCACACACUGCGGGAAGGACAUCUAUGCUGAGACAGGAAAGGUAGUCGCGACCCAAUAUCACUCACUCCAUGUGAACUUACAGAGACCCGGCGUGGGAGAUGAAUGGGGUGCCUGGGAUCUCUGGAAGCCGUCCGAGAAGUGCGAAGGAUUGAUUCCUUUGGCCUGGAGUCUGAUGAAUGUUGCCAAUGGACCAACCCUCAUGGGAGUCAAACAUGCUCAGAAGCCAUUUUGGGGCGUGCAGUAUCAUCCCGAGUCUGUUUGUACGAACAAGGACGGCCAGAAAUUGAUACAGAAUUGGUGGCAAGCAGUAUGCGACUGGAAGGGCCAUGAUUCUGGAUUACCUUCGCCGAUCGAUACUCAGCUGGAUGCCACGAGUGAUGAUAGUUCUGCGGAAACGACACAGCCUGGACAAUCGCAUCUCAGGGUCAACUGGGUCACGCUCAGAACCUUUGGCUCACACGAUGUAGCAACGAUGGUGGAGAUGCUGAAGAGAGAAGAUAUCUGCCAGGAACCACUUGUCCUUGAAUCUGGCAGCCGUGGCGGUAAGCCUGUCAAUUCCGAGACUGGUCGUUUCAGCAUCAUUGGUUUGCCCGACGCUUUUCCCAACCAGAUUCGAUAUUCCACCACGAGUCGGUCUUUGGAAGUCAUUACUGAGAACCAGGUCGUCUCACGCCGAGAAGCUUCAAUCGGAACAGCCUUCGAGUACGUGGAUGAGGUCAUGAAAGCCAAUAAAGUCGGGACUGGCGCGCCCAAUUCACCAUUCUGGGGCGGUUUUAUUGGGUUUGUCUCAUAUGAAGCAGGCUUGGAGUCCAUCAAUGUCUCGUCAGCGGGGGCAAAUCCAUUGCAUCCGGAUCUGUGGUUCGUUUUCGUUGACCGGAGUGUCGUGAUUGAUCAUGUUGAGGGCACGGUGUAUAUCCAAACCAUCCGAGAAGAUGACGAGAGCUGGAUCGAUCUGAUAAAGGGCAACCUUAAACGCCGUAUGGGUUACAAUGCUCAAGCACCUGCAUCAAUACCUACUGCUGUCGGCGCAAAACUCAUGGCUGGUCCCCAAAGGGAGGAAUAUUGCAACAAAGUCGCAGAAUGCCAAUCGAAUCUGCGAGCCGGAGAGUCGUAUGAGUUGUGUCUGACCGAUCAGUCCAUCAUCCAAACAUCUGCCGACUCUUGGACCAUGUACAAACGGCUCCGUCACCGCAAUCCCGCUCCGUUUAGCGCGUAUCUCCGAUUACAAGCUGGUUCCGCUCCUGGUCUCUCGGUCGUUGGCAGCAGUCCGGAGCGCUUUCUUUCGUGGUCUCGAGGUGGAAAGUGCCAAUUUCGCCCAAUCAAGGGAACAGUGAGGAAGAGCCCAGGUGUUACUCGCGCCAAAGCAGAGGAGACCCUUGGUUCUGCGAAAGAAAGAGCUGAGAACUUGAUGAUUGUUGACCUGAUUCGGCAUGAUUUGGCCGGUGUUGCUGGGGUCAGAGAAGUUCGGGUGCCGAGACUGAUGUCUGUGGAGGAGUAUGAAACAGUAUUCCAACUCGUAUCGGUGGUCGAAGGUGACAUGGAAGGUGGUGUCUCUGGUGUCAGUGCUCUCGCAGCAUCGUUGCCACCUGGUUCUAUGACUGGUGCUCCGAAAAAGCGUUCUUGCGAGCUCCUGAAAGAAAUCGAAAAAGGUCAGCCUCGUGGCUUGUAUAGUGGUGUGCUCGGAUAUAUCGACGUAGGUGGAGGUGGUGACUUCUCGGUGGUAAUUAGAACUGCUUUCAAGUGGGAUGAUGAGGGAAAUAGAUGGCGCGUCGGUGCUGGAGGUGCCAUCACCGCGUUGAGCGAAGUCGAAGCAGAAUGGGAGGAAAUGGUCACCAAGCGAGAGAGUGUGAUCAAAUCACUCGUGUAGAUUCAGUCAGAGCUCUGUUUUGUUGUCAGCGUUAUGAUACCUGUGAAUUCAACAUCAUGUCCAAAGUCUGCAACUUACUACCG
Molecule: messenger RNA, 2415 nt
Organism: Pseudocercospora fijiensis CIRAD86
Lineage: Eukaryota; Fungi; Ascomycota; Dothideomycetes; Mycosphaerellales; Mycosphaerellaceae
Exons: 1
Coding region: 101-2332 (743 amino acids)
Biological process (GO): L-tryptophan biosynthetic process
Source: RefSeq, a predicted model, not a curated record